This is a messenger RNA of Macrobrachium nipponense, 1311 nucleotides long. RefSeq names its product GATA zinc finger domain-containing protein 14-like. Gene Ontology annotation, cellular component: extracellular matrix. Bases 1 to 1311 code for a protein of 436 amino acids. Lineage: Eukaryota; Metazoa; Arthropoda; Malacostraca; Decapoda; Palaemonidae. The transcript has 4 exons. The record is from RefSeq and is a predicted model, not a curated record.
AUGAAGACUCUCCUGAUCGUGCUGGUGUGUGUGGGCGUGGCCUCCUGCCAGGAUGGGUCCUACAUCCUUGAUUCCAGAGGCGUCGACGACCAGCAGGGGCUCCUUCCAGCACGACUGCUCUACGACAACUACGAGGCCUUCUCAGACGCCUUCAGGCAACGAUCUCAGGAGAUGGCCAAGGAGUACAGCUUGGACCAGACCGUUAACAACGACCCUAACCCCGAGUACACCUGGGCUUAUGCCGUCGACGCCAAAUCCACCGGGGACAUGAAGUCUGCCAGAGAGGAGCGUCGAGGGGACGUCGUUGUGGGUCAGUAUUCUGUCAUGGACCCUGAUGGCACUCUGCGCACAGUCGACUACUCGGUCGCUCCAGGCACUGGAUUCCAGGCCAAGGUCACCAAGGAAAGGGUUGAUGGCGUUUCCAGCAGUCCAGUCACGACAUACAGCCAAAAGAAUCAGUAUUCCCAGUACCAAAGGCAGCAGUACAAUCAGAAUCAACAAUCCUACAGGAAUCAAAACCAGGAAUCUCGCUUCCUGAAUCAGAGGAACGACAGGAAUGAUUACCAAAAUCAGUUACAGAACCCGCAAUACAGAUAUGAAAAUGGAGAACGUUUCCAGAACCAGCAGUCAAACAGGAAUUACUUCAAGGAACAACGUUAUGGGGACAACUUCCAGAACCAACAGGAUUACUUUAACAAUGAUCAGUACAAUUCCCAAAGGAGUUUGUAUUCCAGGGAUUCAAACAACUUCCAGUCCUUUGCUCAACGUUAUGGAAACACAAACAGUCAAAAUUACAACCAGUACAACACCAAUUACAAUAACAACCAGCAAUCUCAACUCCAGAGAAAUAACAACUACAACCAGUACAACAGAGACUCAUCACAAUACAACAUAGAUAGUAGAUAUGGCAACAACUAUUACAACUCUCAGGAACAGAACAGCAGGUACAACCUGAACAACCAGAACAGAAACAACCAAUACAACCGAAAUCAGAAUGAAAACCAGUAUUACAGAAUCCAGCAGAGGAACAAUCAUAGACAACAAUACAAUAACAACAACAACAAUAACUGGAACAGGGAUUCAAACUACAACAACAACAACCCUGACUACUACCAGAGGUCACAACAGUACCAACAAGACAAUCAGUUCCAGAGGUCACAGUACAACAGAGAAGGUCAGUACCAGGGUUCCCGGUUCUCACAGAACCAGCAGAACUCAAGACAGAACUCCCAGUUCUACUCUCGCAGGAACUUCCAGAAUCAGAACAGGUACAACCAGAACUACUCUCCCAUCAGUGUGGUUCUUGCUUGA